Vollenhovia emeryi is the source of this 6557-nucleotide messenger RNA. RefSeq lists its product as uncharacterized. Gene Ontology annotation, molecular function: DNA binding. The record is from RefSeq and is a predicted model, not a curated record. NCBI's taxonomy places the organism in Eukaryota, Metazoa, Arthropoda, Insecta, Hymenoptera, Formicidae. The coding region runs from base 3553 to 5952 and encodes 799 amino acids. The transcript is spliced from 16 exons.
UAAUAAAAAAAAUUUUGAAAUAAUUUUUCAUUAAAUUUGUACUAAAAUAUUGAUGAAAUGAUAAUGAAACGAGUCAAUUGAGACAGGGAUUUUCAAAGAUUUUUAUAUUCCAGCAAAAUUUUAUUCUACGUAUUAUUAGUAAAAUAUUCCAGGAAUCAUAACCGCAAAAAUAUUUUAAUCGAUAUACAGACAUAUUUAACCAUGCUGAGUCUCUUAGCAUAUUUUCCAAAUCAAACACAAUGAAGUAAUGAGUUAAACUUAAACGCAUUAGCUCUGGUUACUUCUGAUAAUAUUUUUCUAAUUAAACUUCCUCUUGAGGUCUAGAAAGUCAUCUCGGUCUGUCUCGUUAAUAUGUUUAUAGUACGCCACUUUAUGGUAUUGGACAAAUAUUCGCGUAAAGAGUACGUUAAGAUCCUAUCCGAUAUAUAUUGAGAUUGUAUUUAAAGCAUGUAAAGAUGCACGUGAAUUGCGUUUCAAGAAGAAUGAGAGAUCGUAUUGGACGAGUGGUUCCACGCAAACCGGGCUUUGCCGUCUUGUCUGCCGACGAUUUCGCGAAGCUAAAACAGGACAUCACGAAUUCAAAUCUUAUCAUUAACCGGCACAUUAAGAUAAUACUUUAUCGAGCGUGUGCACUCGUGUCCGGAAUAUCUCGUUGAUCGUCGUUUAGAUCAGUAUUUACCUUUUGCUUAGUGUAAUUUAUUGUAAGUCCAUUUCGCGUAAACACUUGCGUCACGAUGCUCGCGUCAAUCGUAAAGCAGUCGCAAGUCGCUGUACCUCAGAAAGACUGUUCUGUUUAUUUUAAGCGGUAUACCAGUAAAUACCCUCUUUUGUUAUUUUUUAUUGUAUGUACAUUUAGGCAAUAGCUUAGGGCCGUGACACAUACAUUGUGUAACAAUAUGUAGUACAUGAUUGUAGUAGUAAACGCGUUAUUAUAUUACAUCGGCAAAAUGUCUUAUUUUCCUUUUUCUAAAUAACGUGUUUCAAUUUUUUUCAAUUAAUCCCUAUAAGCUACAUCGAAUAUUUCAAAUUUCUUGUAUAUGUUUAUUCAAACUACCAAGGAUUGUAAAUACAUGUAUAGUAAUAAAAACGAUUAUUAGAAGAGAAAUAGAAUAAUAUCUGGCACACUGUUUUGCAUCAAUAAACAAGAUAUAAUAUUAACGUAAUGCUCGGCCACGUAAUGAGGCACUAGUAGACUCUUAAAUUGACUUGCUUUGAAACAUUUCCGAGAAUGUGUUUGAGAAUAACUUCGUAAUAUCAAGUAACUUUGUUCGGUCAUGGUCAGAAAGGUUGUCCGACGUUUUACAAUAAGUUUACGCUUGCGUCUUUGACGUAAGCUAUUACGUUGCUUUGUGCUCCGACUGAUAAGGGGCAGUGCCACUACACAAUAUUUUGACAUCCCCACUUUCAGGGUAUUUUCAGCGCAUGCACGUAACAGUUAAGCCAAUGGCACAUGAUAUUAUUUCUCCUACUAAAUUGCUUACGAGAGCCAAUCAAGAUACAGAAUUUUAAACUAAUAACUUAAGUGCCCAUCUACAAUAGAAAUUUAAUUAUACAUAUAUGCAAUAUAGCAUGUAUUACAAAUACAUAUGCUUCGCAUGCCUGGAAGCAACAGUAGAAUUACAUUUCUGCACAAAUGCAUAUAAUACUGUAUAAUUUAUUAAAUUCUGUAAGACUGUACAUAAGAAAUUUUUUCCAAGGCAUAUGUAUUUAAAAUAAACACACUAUAGAAAGGGAUUUUGUAUAGGUGUACACAUAUCUUACAUAUUUUUAUUUUUUGUAUGUUUAAAAUAAAUAUUUUUUAUACUUUCUGAAAAUACAGUUUGUAUUAAUAAGGUGAGUAUCAUAAAAAAAUUCAAGAGUUGUAUUUAUCGACUCCCAGCGAUUUCACGUAAACUUUAUUAUUAUCUUUUCUGUGCAGUAUUUUCUCCACAAGGUUCAUAUUGUGAUGCACUCGCUUUAGCAACAGAUAUUCUGCGAUAGUCCUCGAGUACAUAGAUUGCAGGAUUACGCUACACUUUUACAAUCUUAACUUCUUCGCAGGUAUUAACGCGUCAAGCAUUUAUUAUACGAUUAAAUAUGCAAAUUGCAAAUUUUUAUAGGGGGAUUUUCGGGAUCACUGAUUACGAUUUUCACAUCACAGCAUUGUAGGAAUAUUAAUUCAACAUGGCAGAAUCAAUAUGGCGGAUUGUGUAUUUGAAAAAUCAACAGCCUUUGAUUAUUGCAACUUAUUGAGAUCUGAAGAGUGAUAUAAAAGUUAUUUAAAAAUAAUACUUAAGAAAUUUUAAUUUUAAAGACAAAUAUCUCGCUGAAGAAGCAUUAUAAAGAAAAAUAUUAGGAAUUUAUGAGAUUAUUUUCACCUACACUAUAUGUUCACGAGAAAUCACUAGCCUUUACUGAGACACCCUCUAUAUCCAAUAGAGUUCGCUGGGGUAGUUUUCUGUAACUGCCACACGAAACCCCUAUCCAUUAUACAACUCCAGAUCCCAGAUGUUCCGUGAGUUUUCCUGUGUGAGGUUAUAAAGGCUUAUUAAAGCUCAAAUUCGAACAUAUGAAAUUUCGUGAAGCAAUCAAUUGUGCUGUUUUAAAGGCAUUCCCUGUUGGCAAUUUGAUAGACGGAAAGGAAAAUGUGUUGGUUCUGUACAAAUAAUCAAUGGAAAGUCUAGCAUUGCAAAUUCUUCAGAACCAGUAAUUAUUGCUAUUUUGAAAACGUGUUCAGUUUGGAGGUUUAAAGGUUUGCUUUCUGUUAUGCUAGUUUUUCGAAUUGUUAUUGCAUUCUCUAGUUAGAAGAGAGAAAAGAUUUGUUAUUUUUGUGUUAAUGUAUGUGAUGUUUUUAUUUCCUAUUUUAUUAUACCAAUGCUUGGUUUAGCAUCAGGUAAACCAAUGACACGGAUGCAUUGUGUUAGCAUGUAUCGACGUUAUUUGCUUAUCUGAUUCUACUUUAUACACUAGUAAAAAAAAACAAGAAACACUUCGCUAAAAAAGACUAUAUUCAAAUCACUGCAACUCUGCGAAAAAUCAUAGAUGAAUAAUUCAGAAAGCAUUUUCAGGCUUGAAAUUUAUACUUUAAUGUGCUAUCAACAGUUUUCUAACUCCUUUUCAUCUUUACUAUCCUAUGUUUUAAUAAAGAACAGUGUUUGUCCCUUGAAAUUACGUAUUUGACGUUCUGCAGCUGGAUAAAAGAUUUGUUCUUGAAAAAUACAACAGAAAUAUCAUAAAGUACAACUUUUCUCCUACAAAAUGCUUUCUUAAAAAAUUUCCUAUGAUUUAUUUUUGUAAGUUACAUGAUUUUGAAGCCAACGAUACAUUUUUUUGAAAAAUGACGUUUGCCGCCGAUAUCAGCGUUCUUCAAUAUGGAGAUUGCCGUUUGAAUUGGGUAUAUUUAUUAGAAUAUCAUAUGCAUGUAUGGGGGUAAAUUUUGAUGUAGGUUUGGAUUUACGUGUAUCAUCGUCAUCAUCGUCAGUUACGUGAUAUCACAGCGGAACUUUCCUAUCUUUGACACCAGGGGAAAAAACGUAUUUUAUAUCGAGCACUGCAUAAAAUAGAACAAUUAAAAUGACGUUAGUUGAAGAAUGGUUGUGGAAACAUUACACAAAAAAAACUUUUGACAUAAUAAUAUGUAAUCAUUGCGAAGAAGUUUUUUCCAAACAAAAUAGACUGCAAAUCUUAAAACAUCACUUAUACGAUAAACAUGAAAUAACGGAAUUAGACGAACAUCCAGACCGUGACAAUAUACAGCAAAAUUACAAAAUAACAAGUCUAACGGCAACAUGCAACCAUUGUAUGAAAAGAAUUGAUCUUGCAAUUAUUGGUGUGAGCAUUUUAUUAAUUCAUUUAAAACUUAAGCACUCAGACAAAUAUAAUUUAAAAGAGAGAAAAAUAUCACAUAUAUGGAACAGAUACGAUGAAAAGGGCGACAAUGUAAUGUGCAAAGUAUGUAAGAAAACAAUAAAAUUAAAUAGUAAACAUUUAACAUCAGGUUUACGCCGACACUUAAUUCAUUGUCGAGGGACCAAAAAUGAUGAUUUGGACGUACAUAAGUUAAUGGAAGUGCAAACAAGAUCGCACGUACAAUGGACGGAGUGGAAAACGUCCUUACGUAAGAAGUACAUCACAACAUUCACAACAACGUGCAAUCGAUGCAAAAAACCAAUAACAAUUUAUUGUAGAUAUCCAGCAUUAAGUUUAAAAGCACACUUACGUAGUUGUCCAGCAUCUACAAAUAAUCUUUUGGAGAAACAUAAGUUAAAGAAGAAAUCCAGAAUAAAAGAAAUAUGGAAUUAUUAUGAUGUAAUUGACGACAUGACGGUAUGCAAAAGAUGUAAGAGACCAAUAAAAGCAGAUGAUAGAGUUACCUCAAACUUACACACCCACGCUCGUAUUUGUGGUAAUAUUGAGAAGAGGAAACGAAAAGUAACACAAAUAUUGGACAAAUUUGAUAUAACGGGCGACAAGGCGAAAUGCAAAGGAUGUAGGAAAACAUUAAAAGUAUGUGGUAAAUAUCCAGCACCAAAUUUAGCUAACCACUUAAAAUAUUGUCGGCCACCUAAGUUCGAUGAGUUUGGAAGAGAAAUAAAGGAAAGUUUAAAAAUAUCACACCUAUGGGACGAAUACGAUAUAACGGGCGACCAGGCGACAUGCAAAGGAUGUAAGAAAAUAGUAAAAGUAAAUAGUAAAUUUCCAAGAUCAAAUUUAUUCCGACACUUUCGCAGUUGUCCCCGGGUAGAAGUUGAUUUGCUAAAGAAAGAUGAGGUGAAAACGAUACGAAGACUGUCGCAAAUAUGGGAAAAGUUUGAUGAAGACGGAGACAUGAUGAUAUGCAAACAAUGUAAAAAAGCAAUAAAAAUGUCUAAUGCAAAGACAACAUCAAGUUUACACAGUCACCUUCGUCACUGUCGGCAGACACCAGAAAAAACAAACAUAUGGGACAAUUUCGAUGUAACAGGCGACAAGGCGACAUGCAAAGGAUGUAAGAAAACAAUAAAAGUAAAUAGUAAAUAUCCAAGAGUCAGUGUAUACAGACACUUUAAUAGCUGUCCGUUAGUAAAUAAAGAACCGAAUAAAUUAGAGAAAAAAAGAAUACUCUCAAAACUAUGGGAGAAGUACAAUAUAAUAGGCAUAGCGACAUGCAAACAAUGUAAGAAAACAGUAGAAGUAAACAAUAAAUGUCCAAAAAUAAGUUUAAAGCAGCACUUACGUUACUGUCAGUCAUCUACAAGUGAUCAAUCGGAUAAAUGUAAAUCAAAGAAAAAACAAAAAAUCUUAAAACUACGGGACAAGUACGAUAUAAUAUACAAGACAGCGACAUGCAUACAUUGUAACAAAAUAAUAAAAUUAAAACAAAGAAAAUUGAAUAGUAAAACUAUAACAUCAGCUUUAAACCUACACUUCCGUAUUUGUCGUGUAAGUGAAGAUGGAUUAAAGAAGAUACGAAGAAGAUCACAAUUAUGGGAUAAGCUCAAUGUAACGGGCAACAAGGCGACAUGCAAAGGAUGUAAUAAAACAGUAAAAGUAACUAGUAGAUUUCCAACAAGAAACAUAGCCAGUCACUUGAAGCAUUGUCCGGUAUUUGCAUAUAAUCGAUUGGAUACACGUAAACCAGAGGUAACACGACAAAUCUCAGAACCAUGGGACAAGUACGAUGUAACGGGCGACACAGCGACAUGCAAAGGAUGUAAGGAAACAAUAAAAUUAAAUAGUGAAACUCCAACAGCAAAUUUAAACGAACACUUAGAAUAUUGUCGGUCAUCUGAAAAUAAUGAUAUGGAUAAAUAUAAGUUAGAGAAGAUACGCAGAAAAUCAAUACUGUGGACCAAGUUCGAUGUAACGGGUGACAGAGCAGUGUGCAAACAAUGUAAGAAAUCGGUAAAAGUAAAUGCUAAACUGCCAACAGUUAAUUUAAACCAUCACUUUCGUUGUUGUCAGUUAAAGAAGGAACUAAAGUAUAUGAUGUGAGAUAAGUACGAUGUAACAAGCAACACAGCGACGUGCAAACAAUAUAAAAAAUUAAUAAAAGUUAAAAGUAAAAACUAUCCAAUAUCGGGUUUAAACCAUCGCUUUCGUCGUUGUUGGUAAGUAAUCAGAAAAUCGCGUAUCGACAGUUCGGUGUACGAUCGACAACCUGCAUAUCGACGCACAGUUCUGAAAAGUCGAAAUAGACGCGUGAACAACAUCUUAAGUAAUAUACAUGUUAUUGCGAAUAAUAUAUUACCACAGCCCCGGUGGUCGAGCUGGCUAAGACGCCCGUCACGGAUUGUAGGCAGGUCCCGGGUUCGAAUCCCGGUUGGGGUAAUAUUUUUCGCAAUAAGAAUUUUAAUCGCCAGAUAUGGUCAACAAAAUCACCAAUAUUGUUAAUUACUACUGGCAACCUUAAGAAUAUUCUAGUUUAAAGUUUAUGUAUUGCGCAUUGUUUAUUGUGUAAUACAUUUAUCUUAUACAAAAGGCAGCGAAACCUGUGAUCAUACUGUACAUAUAACCGACACACUAGAUUUGAUAGAUUAUUCUAUUCACAUACGGAAAAGAUUUAUAGUAGUGCCAAUGAAAUGAACAUAAGAUAAAUA